Sphenostylis stenocarpa is the source of this 1599-nucleotide messenger RNA. Lineage: Eukaryota; Viridiplantae; Streptophyta; Magnoliopsida; Fabales; Fabaceae. The record is from the annotation of a GenBank genome assembly.
AUGUCGUAUCGGCCCACCGCGAACUCGAGGACCGAGGUUCGUCGGAACCGUUACAAGGUCGCCGUGGACGCCGAUGAAGGUCGGCGGCGGCGAGAGGAUACGAUGGUGGAGAUUCGAAAGAACCGUAGGGAGGAGAGCUUGCAGAAGAAGAGACGUGAGGGUCUCCAAUCUCAGCACAUGCCUGCGUCGGCUCACUCUACUGUAAUAGAGAAGAAGUUGGAACACCUACCCGCCAUGGUUGCAGGUGUCUGGACUGAUGACAAUAACAUGCAGUUUGAGGCCACAACUCAGUUCCGGAAGAUGCUUUCAAUUGAACGCAGCCCACCCAUUGAGGAGGUUAUUCAAGCUGGUGUAGUUCCACGCUUUGUUGAGUUCUUGAAGAGGGAAGAUUUUCCAAUGCUGCAGUUUGAGGCAGCUUGGGCUUUGACAAAUAUAGCUUCUGGAACAUCUGAAAAUACUAAGGUUGUAAUUGAUCAUGGUGCUGUACCAAUUUUUGUAAAGCUCCUUGGGUCUCCCAGUGAUGAUGUCCGUGAACAGGCUGUUUGGGCAUUAGGCAAUGUUGCUGGAGAUUCUCCUAGAUGCCGUGAUCUUGUUCUUGGUCAUGGAGCUUUGAUUCCUCUAUUGGCACAAUUGAAUGAGCAUGCUAAGCUUUCUAUGCUAAGAAAUGCUACCUGGACACUCUCAAAUUUCUGCAGAGGAAAACCACAGCCUCCUUUUGAUCUGGUUAAACCUGCACUUCCUGCUCUUGCCAGUCUUAUCCAUUCAAAUGAUGAAGAAGUCUUGACUGAUGCCUGUUGGGCACUUUCAUAUCUUUCUGAUGGUACAAAUGACAAAAUUCAGGGUGUAAUUGAAGCUGGUGUUUGUACCCGGCUUGUUGAGCUUCUUACGCACCUUUCCCCUUCAGUGCUUAUUCCCGCUCUUCGAACUGUUGGAAACAUUGUUACUGGAGAUGAUGUGCAGACGCAGGUCAUCAUCAACCAUCAAGCUCUUCCUCGUCUUUUGAAUCUCUUGACUAAUAAUUAUAAAAAAAGCAUCAAGAAGGAAGCAUGCUGGACCAUAUCAAACAUCACUGCUGGGAACAAACAGCAGAUUCAGGAAGUAAUUGAGGCUGGUCUAAUUUCUCCUUUAGUCCAUUUACUUCAAAAUGCUGAGUUUGAUAUCAGGAAAGAGGCUGCUUGGGCUAUCUCAAAUGCUACUUCAGGUGGAUCUCAUGAUCAAAUCAAGUUCCUGGUAAAUCAAGGGUGUAUUAAGCCCUUGUGCGAUCUUCUCCUAUGUCCUGAUCCUAGGAUUGUGACAGUUUGUCUGGAAGGGCUUGAAAACAUCUUGAAGGUAGGAGAAGCUGAGAAAAACGUUAGCAAUCCUGAUGGUGUGAAUCUAUAUGCUCAAAUGGUUGAUGAUGCUGAGGGGUUAGAGAAAAUUGAGAACCUCCAGAGUCAUGAUAACACUGAGAUUUAUGAAAAGUCAGUGAAGAUUCUUGAGACAUACUGGUUGGAGGAAGAUGAUGAGACUAUGCCUCCAGGGAAUGCUGCUCAGUCAGGGUUCAACUUUGGUGGCCACGAAGUUCCUUCGGUGCCUUCUGGCGGAUUCAACUUUAAUUAG